AUGUCUGAUAGUUCGGAUCAGCUGUCACCACCGACUAGCAGCGAUUGUAAUAGUCAAAUGGGUAGUGGUGUUCAUAGGAACACCGUUACCGGACAAUACAUCAAUUCAUCGUUGUCGGCCCUUAGUUUGGGCCAUCAUCCACAAGCACAAAAUUUAACGCCCACGUCGUCUGACGGUAGCCCACAAUAUCCCCAAGAAUUGUCCACCUGCAAUAGUACAACGAAUGUAUCUACUAUUGGAAAUAUCGGUGGAUUAUCAGUGGGUACUACUACGAUCACCAAUUUUACACCCGAACAGAUUUCCUGUAUGUGCGAAGCCCUGUCGCAGAGCCAGGACAUCGACAAAUUAGCUAGGUUUCUUUGGUCAUUACCGCAAGGUGAAUUGAUGCGUGGUAACGAGAGCGUAUUAAUGGCACGAGCAGUCGUAGCAUUUCAUCGUGGUUCCUAUCAUGAACUCUACAUGAUCUUAGAAAGUCAUCCAUUUUCACCGAGACGUCAUCCAGAAUUACAACAAAUGUGGUACAAAUCGCAUUACUGCGAAGCCGAAAAGAUUCGUGGUCGUCCAUUGGGUGCAGUUGACAAGUAUAGAUUAAGAAGGAAAUAUCCAUUACCAAAGACCAUCUGGGACGGUGAAGAGACUGUUUAUUGUUUCAAGGAACGUGCUAGAACAGCCUUGAAAGAAUGUUAUACAAGAAACAGGUAUCCUACACCAGACGACAAGAAAAAUUUAGCAAAGAAGACUGGAUUAACAUUAACCCAAGUUUCUAAUUGGUUUAAAAACCGAAGACAAAGGGAUCGCACGCCACAGCAGACAAGAUCAGACAUGUUACCGCUCAAUUGUCAAAGCACAUCGAGCAACACAAUUAGUAAUUCGGUGAGCAAUGGUGGUAGUAUGCAAUCAUUGCAAAGCAUCGAUUCGGAUAGUCCAAAUUUAGCGAUGUCACCUUUAUCAACGAUGGGAAUGUCACCGGCAGCAAUGAAUUCAUGUAGUCCAAUGGGAAUGAGUCCUAUGGCGCCUCAUCAUCAUGGUUAUGCUACUCCCGUAACACCGUCCUCCGUACACACGGCUCAUCCACAUAAUGGUGGUCUUAGUCCCAUGAACGAUGUCAAAGCUUUAUGCUAUGGUCGUAGCGUUUAUGAAAGUGGUAAGGACAUGGAACAAAGUUCAAUUUAUUAUCCAAGUCACAGCAGUAUGCAUCAUCAAUAUUAUCAACAGACUCAUCAUCAAAUGAUGUCUAGUACCCAUCACCAUCAUCAUCAUCAUCAUCAUCAGCAGAGUAUGCCAACGGGUUACGAAAUUAUGUUACCACCUCCUCAACAUUCUAUAUGA
Messenger RNA from Polistes dominula (European paper wasp), 1329 nucleotides. RefSeq names its product homeobox protein six4 (gene Six4). Gene Ontology annotation, molecular function: DNA-binding transcription factor activity, RNA polymerase II-specific; RNA polymerase II cis-regulatory region sequence-specific DNA binding. The record is from RefSeq and is a predicted model, not a curated record. NCBI's taxonomy places the organism in Eukaryota, Metazoa, Arthropoda, Insecta, Hymenoptera, Vespidae. Gene Ontology annotation, biological process: regulation of transcription by RNA polymerase II. Gene Ontology annotation, cellular component: transcription regulator complex; nucleus.